AUGGGCCUUCUGGGCACCGCGACAGUCACCGUCGUUGGCCUCACCUGCAAGGCCUUCCUCAACUCUGGUCUCUGCGCCGUCACCGUCAACGGCCUCCACUACCUCAAAACCGCCCUCGAGGACACAGCGCGUCGCAGCGCAGGCCAGGGCGUCGUCACCAUUUGCAACCACAUCUCGACCCUCGAUGACCCCGUCACAUGGGGCGUACUCCCUGCGCGAUACCACCUGAACCCGAGAACGACGCGUUGGGCACUCGGCGCGUCUGACAUCAUGUUCACGAAUCCGCUCUUUUCCACUUUCUUCUCCCUUGGCCAGACUCUUGAGACCUUCAGAGGCGAGGGGAUAUACCAGGCCGCCGUGGAUACCGCGAUCCACAAACUAAACGAUGGUCACUGGGUUCAUCUUUACGGUGAAGGCAAGGUCAACCAGCCUGACACUUAUUUAAAAGACAGCCUAGGUCGUGCCUGCUUACCCAGAUUCAAAUGGGGUGUGGGCCGCAUCCUGAUGGAAGCUAGCGUCCCUCCGGUGGUUAUACCGAUGUGGAUUACAGGUUUCGAGCAGCUGAUGCCCGAGGGUCGCCCAUUCCUGUACAAGUACCUCCCUCGGAUCGGCGCACGUCUCAGCAUCACUUUCGGGGAGCCGGUACCUGCGGAUGAGCUGCGAGAGGCACUAGCCGUGUCGAAAAGCGAUGCCGAUGUCGACGCAUCUGCUGCUGCCGACCAACCCGGAGACCUGACUGGGUGGUUGGGGAAGGAGGGCCAGCGAAGAUAUGAUACAGGUGCAGCGGCCAGUUAUGAUGAUCACGUCUACGCGGCUUUGAUCAGACAAAAGGUUACUGCUAUCAUUCAUCGCGACGUACAGGCUUUGGGAAGAUCGGUGUCAGGCAAAUUGUUAACAGGCUUCAAGUCGGACUCAUAG
Cyclocybe aegerita is the source of this 918-nucleotide messenger RNA. The record is from the annotation of a GenBank genome assembly. Lineage: Eukaryota; Fungi; Basidiomycota; Agaricomycetes; Agaricales; Hemipholiotaceae.